UAUAGGAUUUCCAAAGAAUCUAUAUAUAGGAUUAUUUUUUGUCCAUAACAGUUGGAAAACCUAUGGCAAAAGAAAUCACCGAGGAACAAAAUGAUUUUGGGCGUGUACUGCUUAAUUCCCCUUAAGCAAGCACUUUAAGUUUUUGAUUCUGAAAAUCAAUGGCGUCCCUUCCAGAGGAUGAAUCUCUAUUGAAAUCACUAUGUGAAAUGCAUCGAAACAGUCCCGAUGGGGCUUCUCCAGAGGAAUCUUUAAACCAACAACCUGCUAUUGAUCCUGAAUCAAAGUCAUCGAAACCAGGAGUUUGCAGCUGUUACAUGUAUAAUAGAUGUGCUUCAAAAAGUCAGCCUCUAUCGACGAGCUCAGAGUCUUUGGAGGACAGCAUACCGGCAAUAUACCGAUCAGCGUCGUUUUCUAAUUUCUUCAACUCUCCAAGAAGUUCCUCUACAAUCUAUACAAGAAAUCCAAUUAUUUAUUUGACAUUUUCCGAUGAAAGUAAGAGGCAUACACUUGAAAUGUGUUCACUUUGUACAGAACUCAGCGAUUCCCUUGAGUAUUCUGUGAAAAUUGAUUCUUAUAAAGCGCUUCGAAGAGCAGGAGAACUGAAUAUUCAUAGUUGGAGAGACACAAAUUACAAAAGAGCUAAAUGGAUACUGUUCUGUAUUUCACCGCAAUAUAAAAACGCAUUAAAAGCAGGAGAAGAUAACCGUCCAGUAGUUGAGAUAAAAGAACAAGAGCAAGGCAUUAUCUACAUUCAUAAUAUUGCAAGGGCGGAGUUUCUGCAAAAUGGGAGCAAAAACCAUAGAAUGAUACCGGUUCUUUUCACCAAAACUAAGGCAUCUACAGAUGAUAUUCCGGAAUUUUUAAGAUCUUCGGCAUUUUUCUGGUUUCCAGAUCAGAAAGAGGAUUUAUAUCAAUUUUUAAGUACACACAGAAAUGACAGUCUGUAAAACAAAAGCCUUUACAUGUAUAUUUGUAAAUACCUAUUUUGAGAUUGGAAGAAAAAGUUGAAAGCAUAUACAGUUAUAAAUAUAAUAGAGCCUAUUUGUAUAAACCACAAACGGAGGUUAAGGCAGCAGCUAGAUCAUUUUUCCGCCAAUGAACACUUCAAUAAUUAUUGUAAAAUCCACAAUUAAGGGAAAAUCAAAUAUUAAAUUUAUUAUAUAUUUCAAUUUAUUGUCCUUUAAAUAGUCCUGAAUGAGUCUCGGGUAAAUUGUUUUAUUCGAAAAAAUGUCAAUAAAAAAGUUUCAGCUAAUCCUUCAUCCAACAAUCGACUAUUUGAAUUUAAUGUCUUUAAAGACCUCUUAUCAAGGUACAUGUAGGAUGUGGCACAAUAAUAAUCUCUCACUAAUCAUUUGUUCCUAGUGCCAAAAAAAGGCAUAUAGCUGUAGAUUUAAAGAUCUUUACCGGUAUAUAGUGAACCUAUAUACUGGUGAAAAAUUUCGAAUGGAAGGUUAAACAAAAUAUAAACAAUCUUGUUACAGAAUUAAUUAUUCCAUAAUUUUGCAUGAAAUAAUUUGUACAUAGUAUUGAAUAAAGUUCAUCAAUUCCUAUUCAUCACACGAUGUUAGCAGCACAUUCAAAGUACAGUGUACAUUAAAAUAAGGAAAUAUUUGUUAUUUCAAAGUAUGCCGUGUAAUGUUGAACUUAAGCAUCUUUGUUGGUCAGAAAUACAGAGCAAAAACAAAACUAAGCCAAUUUUAUUUUUAAAAAAUUAGGAUAGUAAUUCAGCUAACUAAUUUCUCUCCAUUUAUUUUUAAAGAAUCACUCAUGAUAUUUACAUGUAGAAUAUAUUCUUCAUAUCUCUCAUUUCAUAAUUUUUUAACAUGAAUUACUGGAGGAUUGCUAUUUUUAUUAUCACUCAGUAUGCACACUUAUUUGAUCAACUGUUAUGAUUUUAUGUGUUAAGUAUUUUACCCUUAUGACAACACUUCAGUACAAUGACAAAGGUUUAACUAAUAUUUGUUUUGUAUGUUAGUAUUUAAUUUUAGCACUUAUAUUAAUCUUUAAACAUGAAUAAAAAAUGUUAUCUCA
Messenger RNA from Saccostrea cuccullata (small rock oyster), 2031 nucleotides. RefSeq lists its product as uncharacterized. Bases 159 to 947 code for a protein of 262 amino acids. The transcript is spliced from 3 exons. NCBI's taxonomy places the organism in Eukaryota, Metazoa, Mollusca, Bivalvia, Ostreida, Ostreidae. Gene Ontology annotation, biological process: humoral immune response; positive regulation of canonical NF-kappaB signal transduction. The record is from RefSeq and is a predicted model, not a curated record.